Molecule: messenger RNA, 1407 nt
Organism: Closterium sp. Naga37s-1
Lineage: Eukaryota; Viridiplantae; Streptophyta; Zygnematophyceae; Desmidiales; Closteriaceae
Source: the annotation of a GenBank genome assembly
AUGCGCCUUCGUUUCGAACAUGUGGAGAGGCGGGCGCCCAGGGCGUUCCUCGAUGUCGUUCAGCUGGCGCUGACGGUGGUACUCCUCGUGCGCCUGGCGCGUGCGCGCGACUCCGCGCUUAGGUGGACCGGCGGAUGCGAGGGAGAGCAGCAAAAGGCAGACGAGGGAGAGGAGAACGAGCUGCAUGGAGAAGGUGUCCGUAACUUGGCCGCCUUUCAACCCCCCUCCUCCUCCCUCUCCCCGUCGAAUUCAGGUAAUUUCCUUCCUUUCCGCCACCAACCCGCCUUUCCCCCACCUAUCCGCGGACCCCUUUCCGCUGCGCCCCCGCCGCUCCGCACUGCGCUGAUCCUAGCCCCCUGCCCCGCCUCUCCUCCCACUCUUCCCGAGCCGCUCAUUCCUCUCGGCCAAUCGGAGCUGCGCGUGUCACCGCUGGGAAUCGGCACGCUCCAAUGGGGCGAUCCGCGGUCGGGCUUCGGUGAACAGUACUCCGCUGCUGACCUGGCAGAGGCCUUCCUGGCGGCGCUGGCGGGCGGCAUUAACCUGUUUGAUUCUGCAGAGGUCUACGGCUACCAAAGCAUACCGACCGGUAACUCCUCCGAGCAGCUUCUGGGAAGGUUCGUGGCGGAGGAGAAGGCGAGGAGGCUCCAGGAGGGGAGCGACAGCUCGCAGUCCCCUGCGCCUGUAGCGGCCAGCAAGUUCUUCACCAUCCCCUGGACCAACCUGCUCGUGGGUGGCGGGCUUCGAUUCGGCCGCCAGUCGCUGAUAGAUGCUCUCAAGGCGAGCCUGCAGCGUCUUGGCAUGGAGCGAGUUGAUCUCUACCAGAUCCACUUCCCCUUCCCCACCAUCAGCAACGCCACGCUGAUGGACGGGCUCAAGCAGGCGCAUGCAGAGGGGCUGGCCACGGCUGUGGGGGUUUCCAACUACAACACACAGCAGCUACAGGAAGCGCAUUCUCUUCUCAAAGCAGCAAACAUCCCGCUUGCCUCAAACCAAGUCAAGUUCAACCUGUUGGACAGAGGCACGGAAACCAAUGGCCUGCUGCACACAUGCAAGGACCUGCAAGUGUCGCUCAUAGCCUACUCUCCCCUGGCAUCUGGGCUGCUCACAGACAAGGCUCUCACGCGCUCAGACAAGGAUGCUGUGCGGGUGCGCCCCUUGCUGCAGCUGAUGAAGGCGAUGGGAGAGGAGUAUGGCGGCAAGAGUGUUUCCCAGGUCGCUCACCCCUCCCCUUCCACUCCCCUUCAGGUCGCUCUUAACUACAUUAUGUGCAAAGGAGCCAUUCCCAUCCCGGGGUACGUUGCAACUUGCACCUAUGUGACCCUCCACACUUGCAUUCCUCCGCACUCACAUUCCUCCGCACUCACAUUCCUCCGCACUCACAUCCCUCCGCACUCACAUUCCUCCUAA